Molecule: messenger RNA, 1416 nt
Organism: Annulohypoxylon truncatum
Lineage: Eukaryota; Fungi; Ascomycota; Sordariomycetes; Xylariales; Hypoxylaceae
Exons: 3
Coding region: 570-1373 (267 amino acids)
Source: RefSeq, a predicted model, not a curated record
CCAUCUUAAGCUUCAUCGUCAUCUUAAAACUCCCGUCUUCGCAGUCCUGGGGAUCGCAGUACUGCCAGGACGUUCAAUAUGUAGGUAUAAUGGUCUGCUUCUUAUAUUUAUCGCUGAUUUCUCUGAUGGAAACCCGACAUGUCCAUUGACAAGGUUCGACUUUGCGAGAAGUCAUUUUCAGCCUUUCAAAUGGGAGACAUCUGCACGGAACACUCAGGCAAUCAGGACAUCUACCAUCCUCAUUCAUGCCAUAUGCCUUUGUAGGUAGGGUUCUCGAUGGUCUUAUGACAUCCCGUUCCGUGGAAUGUCCCAACUUCUUUCGCCUGCCGGGACAGGGGCAUGCCACCUAUAAAUCUCGAUUAUAACAUAAUGCCACCCGGAUGUUGCUGCCGCCUUUCCAUUUCCCUACUUCUCUACUAUCCGUAUAUCCAAUAGCAUCAGCCCUAUAGCUUAUAGCUAUAUAUCUGGCGCUCCCCACCUAGUGAUCUGAUGUCCCCCAUGCAUUUUUCGAUCUUUCUUCCACUUUUCAUAGCAUGUAAAUACAUCUCAGUGAGAUGCAGCCGGCCUAGAUGAAACAUUUAAUUUAUCCCAUCUUCUUCCCUUUACUCCUCCAAAGAGCUAUAGCUCUCAACUUUACAAUCGCGGGUGGUCAAAUAUUUACGCCAGGUUUCGCCGUCCUCGAUGCACCACAGCCAGGUACCCCUUUAGGUGGAGACACCAUCGAGGUAGCUCUCGACGUAACUGCUAAUGGGAAAUUGCACCUACCUCCCUAUGCCAGCGAUAGUCCUAGUAGGAUCAAUAAUAUUACCAUCUUUCUCUACAGCUAUGUCACGGGAAGAAACUUCACGAUAACGAAUGGGACGGCCUCGACCAAUAAUGUCAGCCUGGGAGAUAUCAUGCAGUCUGAGCCUGGAAGCACAGUCAAACAUGUCAAGUGGAACUGGCCGGAUUGUCUAAUAGGGGAUGGGAAACCAACUAGUGCGGACAGUGAUCGUGGGGCUUACAAUAUAUCCAUUCGACAAAACUUCCGUCUAAACGGCGGGGACCAUUACACCAUAUUUGAUGUUCCCAUCUCUGUUACGAACAAGAUAGAUUUCACUGGCAACAACCCACCUUGUGACCCGCUCAAUAACCCUCUUCUAACGCCCGAAGAAAUCGACGCAGAUGCUGCUAACACCGUCGGUAUUCUAUUCGCACCAGGAGAUUCGACAGUUGUUCAGCAACCUGACUCUGAUGAUGAUCAAGACGGGAUUGGGCCUGAGAAGCCGGGAGCAAGCCCUGGCGAUGGCCUUGGGAGCGGUGCCAGUACAUUCCACAGGGCACUAGCAGCACAUUGGAUUCCAUUAUUAUCUGCCCUUUACUUCUUCAUUUGAUAGUAUCGUACAUUAGCCCAGAUUUAAUACAAUUGUUAUCCCA